GCCUUUCCUUCUCCUAAACCCAUCCGGCUCCCUCCCAUUCACACCCAAGCGGCUCAUCGAUCCUAGAGCUGAAGCGAGAAGAAGCAGAAGCCGCGCGCAGCCAUGUCGGAUGUGUCGGCGACGAUGAACCUCGGCGAGGAGGAGUCUCCCCUGGUGCUGCCGCCUGGGUUCCGGUUCCACCCCACCGACGGGGAGCUCAUCGUCGACUACCUCACGCGCAAGGCGCUCAACCGCCGCUUCUCGUGCAUCGUCAUCACCGAAGUCGACCUCAACAAGACCGAGCCGUGGGAUCUCCCAGGCAAGGCGAAGAUGGGCGAGAAAGAAUGGUAUUUCUUCUGCCACAAGGACCGCAAGUACCCGACGGGGGCGCGCACCAACCGUGCCACCCCCAGCGGCUACUGGAAGGCGACCGGGAAGGACAAGGAGAUCUACCGCGGCCGCGACCUCGUCGGGAUGAGGAAGACGCUCGUCUUCUACACCGGGCGCGCGCCGCGCGGCGGGAAGACGCCAUGGGUGAUGCACGAGUACCGCCUCGAGGGCAAGCUGCCGCCCAACCUCCCCCGCGCCGCCAAGGACGAAUGGGCCGUCUGCCGCGUGUUCAACAAAGACUUGGCGGCUAAGGCUGGCCAAAUGGCGCCGGCGGCCGCCGUCAUGGAGCCGACCAUGGACUUCGAGGACAUCUUUGGCGCCGAGCUGCCGCCGCUCAUGGACUCGCCGUUCGCCGUCGACGACCUCCUCGACUUGAAGGGCGGCGCCGGCGCCGGUAGUUCCGGCUCCGGCGCCGCGGCGGGCACGGGCAGCGGCGGCGGAUACCAAGUCAAGGCGGAGCAGCAGAACGAGCAGCCACAGCCAAUCCAGGAGCCAACCUACUUCUCCCUGCCGGCGGCGAGCAACCCCGGCGGGUACCCGCACCAGGCGAUACGCGAGCGGUGCCCGGAGCAGGCGCCAGCGCUGCCGAGCCCGUCGGUCGGCGAGACCGCGCUCGACGCCGACAUGUCGUCGAGGCCUUACCCGGAGCUGGACGACCUACUACUGGACGGCGGCUACCUGGACUACUCCAACAUGUGGAAGUUCUGACUGAAAUCAACCAGGCUAGAUAGGCCUCGCCGGAGUUGGAGCUAGCUGCCACCUAGCCAUAUAGAAGUUAUCUAGCUAGUAGUAGUUCGAUUUGGUCGAUUAGUUGAUUUAUUAACAUACAGUUGAGGUUUGGGGUUGAUCGGCGAGAUGGAUGGAUCGAAUCUGGUAGCUGCUGAUGCGUGCAUGGUGUUAAUUAAUUAGGGGAAUUGAGAGGCGCUGCCGAUGAGGUCUGAUGAACGAAGAAGGGACCUCGCCGGCGUCGUCGAGGAAGGCCUGCUCUCCUAUCCUCCUGCAGGUUGGUGGCCGGCCGGCUAAUCUUCAUCAUUAGCCUAGUAGGAUCGGAGUAAUAUUUGAUUUGUUAGUAGUGUUGGUGGAUGCAUGCAUGUGUAGAUAGUAGCAGCCGAUUGGCUUCAUGCUGCAGAGUAACUAGUUGAGUGAUGAGGGAUAAAUAUAUGCAGUUGAUUGGUUAAUUGUAUCUGAAUUAAUGUGUGCUGUAGAGUAACUGGUUGUGGUUUCCCCCCUUGUAAAUGCACUCCAUGAGUUAAUUGUAGACAUGUGGUGAUUUAACCUUUAAUUAAUUCCCCGUCAUUUGCUCA
Messenger RNA from Setaria italica (foxtail millet), 1673 nucleotides. Its product is annotated as NAC domain-containing protein 92. Gene Ontology annotation, biological process: regulation of DNA-templated transcription. The transcript is spliced from 3 exons. The record is from RefSeq and is a predicted model, not a curated record. Lineage: Eukaryota; Viridiplantae; Streptophyta; Magnoliopsida; Poales; Poaceae. The coding region runs from base 103 to 1077 and encodes 324 amino acids. Gene Ontology annotation, molecular function: DNA binding.